Molecule: messenger RNA, 1782 nt
Organism: Sodiomyces alkalinus F11
Lineage: Eukaryota; Fungi; Ascomycota; Sordariomycetes; Glomerellales; Plectosphaerellaceae
Product: dihydroxyacetone kinase
Exons: 1
Coding region: 1-1782 (593 amino acids)
Biological process (GO): glycerol catabolic process
Cellular component (GO): cytosol
Molecular function (GO): ATP binding; glycerone kinase activity
Source: RefSeq, a predicted model, not a curated record
AUGUCCAAACGUCACCUCUUCGACUCGCCGGAUGGGCUGGUCAACAAGUGCCUCCGGGGCCUUGUCUCUUACAACCCGUCGCUCGCGCUCGACGAAAGCAACCGCGUGGUGUACGACACUCGGUUCGACCGGUCCAAAGUGAGCAUCAUCAGCGGCGGCGGUUCGGGCCAUGAGCCGGCCUGGGCGGGCUAUGUCGGUACGAACCUCUUAUCGGCCUCGGUGGCCGGCGACAUCUUCGCCAGCCCUAGCACGCGCCAGAUCAUGACAGCCAUUGAGCACGUGCCCUCCGACAAGGGCACGAUCCUCGUCAUCACCAACUACACCGGCGACUGCCUCCACUUCGGUCUCGCCAACGAGAAGGCCCGCGCGCAGGGCCACGACUGCCGCAUGAUCAUGUGUGGCGACGACGUCUCGGUCGGCCGCAAGGGCGACCGCGUGGGCCGUCGCGGCCUGGCCGGCCAGAUCGGCGUGCUCAAGGUCAUGGGCGGCGCCGCGGGCGAGGGCGGUUCGGUCGACGAGGUGUACGACCUCGGCGUCUCGUUCGCCGACCAGAUCGUCUCCAUCGCCGCCACCCUCGACCACUGUCACGUUCCCGGACGGUCAGAGCACGCAGCACUGGCACCCGACGAGGUGGAAAUCGGCACCGGCCCGCACAACGAGCCGGGCUAUAUCAAACUCUCGCCGCAGCCGUCCCCGGAGGGCAUGGUCAAGGAGGUCCUACGGUACUGCCUCGACCCCAACGACCCAGAGCGCAGCUACGUCCGUUUCGCGCCUGGCGACGAGACCUUCCUGCUGGUCAGCAACUUCGGCGGCAUGUCGCACCUCGAGAUGGGCGCCCUCGUCGACGAGCUGCUGGCCCAGCUGGCCGCGGACUGGGACCUCCGCCCCUCGCGCGUGUACGCCGGUUUUCUCGAGACGUCUCUCAACGCCCCGGCCUUUUCCGUCUCGGUAGUUAACGUGACGGCGGCGGCGCGCGGGUGCGCCUACUCGGUCGACGACAUGAAGCGGUUCGCCGACGCCCGCACCGAUACCUACUGGGAGUCCAUGGCCGGUGCACAGUCGGCGCGGCGACCACGGGACGAGCAGUUCGUGACGAAGAAGGAGGAGGAGACCAAGGCACCAACGCCGGAAGACCGAGACGUCAAGGUCGACGCUCAGAAGCUGGACAAGAUGCUGCGGACGGCAUGCGAGGCGGUGGUGGCGGCCGAACCGGACCUGACGCGGUGGGACACGGUGAUGGGCGACGGCGACUGCGGCGAGACGGUCAAGACGGUGGGCCUGUCGCUCCUCGGGGCGUUGGACCAAGGGGUGGCGUCGGCGGGCUCGGUGGACGCCGUGCUGGCGGCGCUGGAAGACAUUGUCGAGUCGCGCAUCGGCGGCACGCUGGGCGGCGUGCUGGGCAUCUUCUUCGUGUCUCUCCGGCUCGCCAUCCAGGAGAACGCGGGACUGGCGCGGACGGAAGGGCAGGAGGCGCUCUGGGCCAAGGCGCUGGCGUCGGCGCUGGCGAACCUGAGGCGGUACACGCCCGCGGCGGUGGGCGACCGGACUAUCAUGGACGCGCUGAUCCCGUUCGCCGAGGGCAUGGCCAGGGGAGGGUUCGAGACGGGCGUGCAGGCGGUGGCAAAGGGGGCCGAUACUACCAGGGGUAUGAAGCCCAAGCUGGGACGGGCGACGUAUGUGGGCGGGGACCUGGCGGAGAAGGAUGUGCCCCCUGACCCGGGCGCAUGGGCUGCGCGAGUUGCGCUGGAGGGGUUGAAGACGGGAAUGUCUUCAUCGUCGUGA